Molecule: messenger RNA, 2607 nt
Organism: Micromonas commoda
Lineage: Eukaryota; Viridiplantae; Chlorophyta; Mamiellophyceae; Mamiellales; Mamiellaceae
Product: monovalent Cation:Proton antiporter-1 family
Exons: 1
Coding region: 1-2538 (845 amino acids)
Biological process (GO): proton transmembrane transport; regulation of pH; sodium ion transport
Cellular component (GO): membrane
Molecular function (GO): sodium:proton antiporter activity
Source: RefSeq, a predicted model, not a curated record
AUGAGUUACCACGCGGCCCGCGCGUUGCUGGCGGACGAGGCGUCGAGCAACGCAGCGGGGAUGGGACUGGUGAACGUCUCCAUCGAGGAAUCGUAUCAGGUCAACGAGGACGCCUUCCACGACAGGAUCAUCAAGGUGAGGAACCCCGGCCAGCCCAACGUCUGCGCCUCCGAUGGCGCGCGCGUCUUUCCGCUCACAGAUUUUCCCGUACGCGGCCUCCCGACGCCAACUCGCGCUCACCUCUCCCUUUCCAAAACCCCUCGUUCCACCCCAAUCGCGCAGGAGGUCACCGCGGAUGAGUCGCACGAGCUCGUCGCCGCCUUCUCCAUGACGGUCAUGCUCACCAUCCUCCUCCUCGUCAUCAUCCUCGGCGCGACAAUCAAGCACUACAACAUAACGUGGCUCCACCAAUCCGGAGCCGCUUUAUUACUGGGCACCAUCGUCGGGUUCGUGGUGUGGUACGUGCGACGGGACCCGAUGUACCAAGACAACGGCACGGGCGAAUCGCAGCGGAUGACGAGCUUCGUGGAGUGGAUCAUGUUCGACACUGAGUUUUUCUUCCUCGUGUUGCUUCCACCCGUCAUCUUCGAAUCCGGGUACACCCUGAACCCCGAGACUCUGUUUCGAAAUUUCGACGCCAUCUCGGUCUUCGCCUUUCUCGGGACGUUCGUGUCCACGCUCGUCGUGGGGUUCAUCAUGUACGGCGCCGGGAUGGCGGGACUGGCGUACAGGUACACCCUACGGGACGCGAUGCUCUUCGGAUCGCUGAUUUCGUCCACCGAUCCGGUGACGACGUUGAGCAUCUUCAACGACAUGGGACUGGACCCGGACAUACACGCGGUGGUGCUCGGUGAGUCGCUGCUGAACGACGCCAUCUCGAUCGUGCUGUUCGAGGCGCUCUUCAUGUUCGGUCGGGAGAAGGCGGGCCGGGGGGCGACAGCACAGCUGUACGGGGCGCUGGACGGCGUGCCGAGCACCCUGGGGGUUGAUUCGCUCGGCGAAAAUUCGGAGUUGGCGACGGCGGUGAGCGCCGCGAUGGGGGCGCACGGCGGGUCAGCGCCCGGGACGGACGACGCGAGAUACUCGCACGGCGUCACCACGGAGGUUGCGUUCACCGAGCUCGCCAUCACCACCUUCAGCUCGUUCAUCGGGGUCUUCUUCAGCUCGCUGCUCAUCGGCGGCGCCGUCGGCGCGUGCAGCGCCAUGCUUCACAAGUACAUCUCCAUAACGGGCGAUUGGGACGAGGGCUGGGUCAUCGACUCCGCGUUGGUGCUGAUGUUCCCGUAUCUGGCGUACACGAUCGCGGAGUCGGCGAACUUGAGCGGGAUCGUGGCGGUGCUCUUCUGCGGGAUGGUGAUGGGUCGGUACACGCGACAGAAUCUGGACAAGGCUCCCCGGAUGGUCACCAUGUGCUUCUUCAAGCUGGUGGCGUUCCUGUCCGAGACGUUCGUGUUCAUCUACAUGGGGAGCAGCAUGUGCACGAUAUCUCUCACGCACCUCGUCACCGCGGUCAUCUCUUUAUUCGCCAUUUUCAUCGGCAGAGUCGCCAACGUCUUCCCCGGGUCGUAUUUGCUAAACGCCACUUUACGACCCACCGAGGAGUACGGGCGGCUGAGCCAAAACACGCAGAUGUGCCUGUGGUACUGCGGCUUGAGGGGCGCGGUGGCGUACGCGCUGGCGAUGAAGGCGGCUGCGACGUUGGGCGAACCCGGUCAGGCGAUGCUUUCGUCGACGCUGUUCGUCGUGAUGUUCACCGUGCUCUUCAUGGGGGGAAGCACCACGUACGUGCUGCAAAAGCUGGGCAUCAUCGACCACGCGCCGAGGUUCGGACCCGGGGGGCUCGCGAACCGAGGGAGAGGAGGUGGCGGUCAGAGCAGGGGACAAGGAGGGGGCAAGGAGGGCGCCGUCGGUUCUCUCGGGAAAGGGAUGGCGGGCAUCGCCGGGAACCCGAUGUCCCCGCCUCGGCCGAGCAACAAAAACCGUGUAGGGACAAACAACCCCCCCGGCACCCCCGGGGACCACACAGCCGUUACUAUGGGCGCCGACACGUCCACGCCGUUACUCUCGGAGAGCGAACACGCGGCGGAUCGACGCGAGCGAAGGCACAGGCGCGGCGGCGCGUACAGGGCGCUGAGACAGUUUGACUUUAAGUACCUGCAGCCGCUCCUGCUGGCGACGCCGAUGAAGCGGCUGCCGCGGGAGGAGCGACCGGGGCGUAAGGGCGAGUCGGGGUCGAACGGGGGGCGCGCGCAGGGGGAGGGGUACGGGAGCGGCGGAAGCAGCGGGCGGGGUUCGCCGGAGCGACCCGAGGGAAAAGGUUUGAGCCGCAACGCGUCGCACGGCGACUUGCCCGACGAGGUUUUCUCGCCACAGAUGAGUCACCACAAACCCGCGGAUUUCGCUCGGGCGACGGAGGCGGAGCGUUCCUACCGCGUGUUCGCCGCGGGUGGGCGGGAGGCGCGCGCAAACGGCUCGGGGGCGAAUAGACACAGGGUCAACGCGGACGGAACCCCGAUGUGGGGCACCGACGAGGUCUGACCGACGCACAACGAUCGACUGACUGUCAAAAUUUUUAAACAUCAAGAAAGACUUGUUUGUGAUUAAAAC